AUGGCAUGCCGAUGGCGCGCUGACGAGCUCCGUGUCCUGGUGAUUGGUGCAGGCUUAGGCACGAACGCAGGCUUGGGCCUCGAGGUGCCUUUACAACACGGGAAGCUUCUGACGGAUGGCUCUGGUGGUGUGGUGGAGAUCUCACCAGAGGUACGGCGUAAGCGAGUGCUGGAUCCAGGCUUUCCUGGUUUCAUGGGUGAGGAGUUCCGGUAUCUUUGGGAAGGUCCGGAGGGUUACCUUGGAAAUGCUGGCUUCAUCUAUGGGGUUCUGCUGACAGAUCCCAAACUUCAGGUUGACAUGUUGCAGCAUCCAGUGACAGAGGCUGACAAGCGUGCAGUGCGUGAGGCGGCCUCCCAAGCAGAGGAGGUCAGUGGAGCUAUGUCUGCUGAAGCAGCUAGCUUACGCUUGAUCGGCGGUAGCCACAGCUACGCUUCUUCAAUCGCAAAUCUGGUAAAUAGCAGCAGGUAUCAAGUGGUGCUGGCCGCAUCCAAAGGAAUCACUCAGCUGUUGUUGGCAGUGUCGUGGAUCUCAUGCCCAGUGGCCAUGGUGUUGCUGAAUGGUGCGGAGCCGCCUGUGGCCAUGGAUGUCGGUGCGAUUGGAGGAGAUUGGGGCCCGGACUUUGCAGAGCUAGGCAGACAGUUUUUGGCCCAUCCCAAGGUUCCACGUCUUGUCCUCACCAGCCAUGGAGCGGAAGUGUCCGCGCAGCUGCGAAAGGCUGCGGUAAGACUGGCACAAGAAGACUCCUGUAUGUACACUGCUGCUUGUGUCUCACAGCGUCUUGCAUUAUAUUCAUCCUUGGAUCACCGCUGCGUGCCAAACAGAGAGAACCAUUCACUGCCAUGGUCGUUAACUUUCCCUUGUGAGUGUUGGCAUGAAGGCUUUGGGAAGCCGCCGCGGUUGGUUUCCUCGGACGGCACAACAGCCAAGUCGAACGAGUCUAAAUUGCCACCGCUGCUGUGCUUGCUUCAUUGGGCUGCUGGAGGCUCCGACCAACUGUUGUCUCUUCCACAAUUUCCAGGGCCACAGCGUUUCGCGCAGAUGUUCGUUGAGACUAUCGGUUUGCCCAGUGGAGGUGGCAGAUUCUCUCUAGCGACGACGAAACCUUCAUUGGCAGUUGAUAAUCUCGAAGCGGUUGCCAAAAGCUCCAGAAUGCAGGACGCGGACGGGGAUAUCUACGAUAUUUUCUUUGAUGCACAGGCCUGGGAGAUGCAAGUGGUAUUGAAAAGCGUGAAGAGCGGGUCUCAAACACCUGUCUCCAAGAUCUUGGAGAAGGAAGGUCAGUAUGCCACCCGGCGCAUUCGGUUUUUCAGGUACUACGAGGAAAAAUCGCGUAAGAUCUCUGCUGAUGGCGAUAUUGAUGAGAAGAUGCAGUGGUCACAGCACAUGAUUCACGAACUACUCGCCAUGCGCUUUGCCUGGAACAAUGGACAGAACAAAAAUCUCGGAAACUUCCUUUGGACUGGCUUCAUGACCCCAGCUACUGCAGUGCCUCGCUUUGGCUCGGACCUCAUGGAGCUGGUCGUCGAGGUGGAACUGGCUCGCCUUGGUGGGGCCUAUCGUGGCUAUAGCCGUGGGCUGUUGGAUGCGGAGCAUCGUUUGAAGGGACAGUACUCGUUGCUCGGUGAUUGUUUGGAUCAGUUUAUAUGUGAUCGAGCUGCAUUACUGAAGCAGCAGCGCAUGGCAGACUUCAAUGCGUCAAAUUGCACCGGUGAAAAGAGUGUCCUGCAAUUUCAAGAAGCUGAGGAUCAAUACUUCAAGAGUCAUUGUGUGAAAGAGCUGGAUGGCUAUGUUCGGCGCGAGCUGACCAUUGAUCACAACAUCCCACACAGUGAGGUGCAGCAGAAGAUCCUCCAUUCUCUUGCGGAACUGGGCAUGGCCAAAGACCUCUACGCUUGCAUGGGGAGCUUUGGGCACAGCAGCAAUUUCAGGUUCUUUGUGGAUGGUAAGGCUUGGUUCUCAGCUGGCUGUGAGCAGCAGGACUUUGUCUUUGUUGAGCAGAUGGUGAGGCGGGAACUUUCCAAAGUGCAAGAGGAGAGGAUGUUAUCAUUUUUGACGGUUCAUGAGGAGAUAACCCAGUACUUGGAGCUACCGCGUGGCAUUUGUCCGCCGGAUUUCUUCCAGCGAAAUGGAUACCAGGUGGUUGCCUACCGAAAGUUUGGAAAUGCUGGGUGCCAGUUCCUCCGCACAGAGGGUGCAUGGCAAGGCUUUUCCAACGAACCCCCAGUGAUGACAUCUUCCCAGAUGUGGAUUCCUGGCUUUGGGCCGGCAGAACCGAGAUCCAAAAUCUUUGGGCAUUUUGAGGAGCUCCCUUUUGGGGAGAUUGGCCGUGGUGGGACUACUGGACGCAUGUAUUUCUACGACACCAAGGUGAGACAUCGAUCAAACCCUCGGGAAGCUGCACUUUGGGCAGCUGUCCAGGCAAAUCAAGCGUCCUGGUGGGAACCGCAACUUUACACUUUGACAGCGCAGGAUCUUCAACUAGCUGCACUGGAGGAGUCCGAAGAGUCUUUGAACUUCUCCUGCCAGGAGGAGUUCUUGAAACUUUUGCUGCGAAACGUGUUUGAGCAAGAACUUGCAAAUGCAAGGAAUUUAUGGUUGGCGGGCAUCCAACAGGAUGGUGUGCGCAAAUCUUCACGUAACUUCCCACUGUUGGGGUCCAUGCAGGCGCUGGACCCAUACCUAGAGGAAGCAAUGACUGCCUUGGUGAAAGUGAAUAUUGCCAUGCAAGAGAAAAAGGCUGGGAGUAGCUUUAGCAUGGGGCCAACAAAUGCCAAACGAGUCAUGGCAACUGGCAACUUCUCCGUUGAGUGCCGAGAGGACAUAUGUCGCGCGCUUCUCGAGCUGAAUACCGAGAUGUCAACACCAGCAAUUAAGAAAAGGCAUGCGGUAUCAUUGAUGAAUCGUUCUCUCAGAUCAUGUGCUGACUUUGCGAAUGCCCAACAUCGCGCUGCUAAAGAAGCAUUCCACCAUGCCGCUCAGCGAGCAGUGAGUGAGCUUACAGUGGAGUUUUCUGUCGCUGUGGGACUGGACCCAAGUACUUCGAACGCUUCGAAGCUCGUGCAGGGCUUCCGAGAAAGAUUGGCCAAGGGCAUCUCCUGCUACAAUACCUUCACUGAACUGCAGACGGAGGUAAAUGCAAUCUCCAACUUGCUUAGAUCCGCUUAG
Messenger RNA from Cladocopium goreaui, 3165 nucleotides. The record is from the annotation of a GenBank genome assembly. Lineage: Eukaryota; Dinophyceae; Suessiales; Symbiodiniaceae.